This is a messenger RNA of Daldinia childiae, 774 nucleotides long. RefSeq lists its product as uncharacterized. The coding region runs from base 1 to 774 and encodes 257 amino acids. The transcript is spliced from 3 exons. The record is from RefSeq and is a predicted model, not a curated record. NCBI's taxonomy places the organism in Eukaryota, Fungi, Ascomycota, Sordariomycetes, Xylariales, Hypoxylaceae.
AUGAUCAUUCCUUCAUCCCAUACGUUUCCGGUUGGUAUCUCGGUCCCCGAAGGCGUCAACGCGAGACAUCAUCGUGUUCCCUUUCGAAAUUUCAGUCGCCACCGCUGGUAUAAUAUCAGCAGAGGGAUUAACGAUCCUCAGAUAUUCUGUCAUGAUGAAUUCCAGCCGCCUAUCUACACCACGGGCGACAAAGACUUCGGUGGUCCCGGCGUGCUUAUAUGGAACCAUGACCCGAAAAGCCACGGCGCUACUAACGGGACCAUGUUCUUCUUAUACGAGAGCAACCACGACUUUGUUCCUUAUAAGUACACAGUCAUCCCACCUUGGUCGUCUGUAUUCGUUGCCGUAUGUCCAAAUUUUCGCGGGCGUAUUGUGCGAGGAGACAUGAUGAAUUUUGAUAGGAAAAAACAUAUGUUAGGGACAUGGGCCGAGAUUAACUGGCACGCCAACGGAUCUGGGACGGCAUGGGGAGACAUCUCACUGCUUCAAGGCAAUGAUGGGGCCGCGGUGAUUCAGUCUCUCGACGGGCUUAGUAGGGCGAAGGGGUUCACGAUGGACCUUCUAUCCGAUGCGCCAGCGAACGUGUUAGCGCAGAAGGCGACGGGUUCGUGGUGUCUCGACAAGAUCAUUGGGCAAGACGCGAACAACGCGACGAGGGAAUGGGAGAUGCAGUUUCUAGAUCCGUGGAAUGUGUAUUUGGAAGACGACAUCGACCCUGUAAUCAAUUCGAACAACGGAAGGUUCCAGGUCACCUUCUACGAGGGUAUCAUCUAG